AUGGUAGUUGAACAGACAACCCAGUUGAUAUUGCAAAGAAAAAGUAUUUUACUAGGAAGAAAGGCAAGUAAAGAUAAAGUUUUUGCUUCUCAGGAUAAUUCACUACCUACUGUUACUAACUUAAAUAAAUUAAAUGACAAAAGUGAGGAUAAAAAUGAUAUGAGACAUUCAGGGAAUAAUUUAUUCAGUGAUGAUGAGCUAGAUGAAAUAGAUUAUACAACUAUUCAACUGCAGUCUAAUACAAAUGCAUACGUAAUGAAACCUCGAACUUGUCCGAAAUACAAAUACAACAUCCAAGACGUUUAUGAUGGUGAUGAUGAAGGUGAGGGAGAAAGUGACGACUUUUAUAAAAGCUAUGAUAAAUGUUCUCAGGCUAUUAUCAAGAAAAAACAGAAAAAAGACAAAGUUCCUAUAAUGAGGAAUGCCUUUGAUAAGCAUGACUUUCGUCAUAAGUCGAAUUCGUUCACGGAAACAUCUAGAUGUCAAUCAGUUGAAAGGAGCUUUAUCGGGACAAACAUUUUCCCAUGUAACAAUAAUGAUGAUACAUGUUUUAAUGUUAUUGCUCAGCAUCAUAUAUCUGAAUCAGAAUUAGACAACCAGGCUAAUCUCAGUGGUUUCAUAAAUACCACUUUGCACACAUCAUCAUCAUCAUCGUCAAUAAUUAGUUUGUUUAACUGGUCUUCUAAUCAGUCGAACAUGUCACCUUUAUUAGAGUAUUCUAAUGACACUUAUGACAACAAAUAUGGCGACCAAGAUAUUCAUCUAAUAACUAACCGAAAUGCAAGUAAUAAUUUCAGUAGAGAAUUUAACAUUGGUGAUACCAAAAACAAGCAGUCAGAAAUCAAUAAAAUAAGUGCAAGGAGAAUAAAUGAAAUCUCGAAAUGGAAUACUGAAAAUCUAAGAUAUAAGUCAUGGAAAUAUAAAAAGAAACAUAAUGCGAGAGAAGAAACAAGUGGUAAAAAUUCAAAAAGACUUAACUUUUUUCGAAAUCUUCUCUAUUCAGGAAAAUUUAAAAAAGGCAGAACUAAUAUUGGUGAGCGUGAGAAAAUAGAGAAUAAAGAAAAGACUACAGAACUUGUUGAGUAUAGUAGACUAAAUAACAACGGUUCUUUUAGCAAUAAAUAUGGCGAUGAGAGUUGCAGUCAAACAGGUAAUGAUAUCUUCUUCGAUGAGGUCAUUGACUGUGUGUCUAACAUGCCAAAACAGAUAAACAGUGCAAUCUUGAAUAGUAGAGACUCUCUAAAUAAAACAAUUUAUUGUAUUCAGCCUACAAACUUGUCUGUGAACCAGGAAACAGACAGUAUUCUUUACCCUAUUAAAUAUCCUAAGCAAAUUCACUUCACCCAAGUUUCAAAUGUGAUAUAUCCCGUGGUAUCCACAUAUUUGGUUUGUAUGAAUAAGAAAACAUUUUGCGCAAUCAGUAGACAUCUUAAAGAUAAAACAAGCAACUUUAAACAUAAUAAUUACAUCAGUAGAGUUUAUUCAAAAAUACCGACACCCUUAGUUGAAGAUGCUAAUACUAAUCAACAGUUCGAAAAACCAGCAUGUUACGAUAAAAGUGAAUACCACUGUAACAGUGCUGCAAUACCAAGAAGUGUUAAACAAAUUACUUCUGAUCAACAUAAAAAAUCGAGUACAUUUUCAUCAUCUGAACCAUUAAAACAUAAAUUACAGUUUCGUAAACGCAUACGGAUGACCAAACAAGAUUGUUUUUUCCCGUAUGAAAUUGAAACACCAAGUUUAACUAUAAGACAUUCUAUCCACCCGAUAUCUGACAGUCAGUUUGUUCUACUUCCAAAAAGUCAAAGUUCACCGUCACUGAGUGAUCAUGUAGAUGAAAUGGACAGUAACUGGAUAACUGGUCGGACAGAUAAUGAUACUGAAGAAGAGAUAGAGAGAGAUAGUGGUGAAUCGAAUCAAUGGAUCAAUACAACUAGUAAUGAUACACAACAAUUAAGAACAGAAACACUGGAACGAAGAAAAGUCACUGCAUGGCUGCCAGUAAAUUAUAUGCGUACAGUUGAUAAAACGCCAAGUUUAUAUUUAGACGAAAGAGGUAUGAUUAACGGUAUAGCUGAGUGUUUAAUAACAAGUCUAUCCUCUUUGUCCAUUCCAAUAAGUGAAAUUGACUCAUCGAAUAAAAGUCUGACAAAUUGUUAUUCACCAGAACCAUGUGAAAAAUUACUUGCCUAUAAACAAACAGUUGAGAUUCAGUCGAAUAAUUCAGACAAUGACCGAUUGCAUCACUACGACUUGUAUGACUCUGAUGAGUAUGAUAACAGGAUACAGACAACACCAAUAGCUACAACAGACUUUAUAAAUAAUAUUGACAAUGAAAAACAAAAUUCACCAUUAACAGAUGAAAGCGUAUCUCAAACACACACAAAAUUCCUCGACCCUAUAGAAAUAAGUCUUGGUGAAGAAAAGGCAUCAAUCAAUAAUAUAUAUGUAUCUCCGUCUUUUCCUUCCUCUGAUUGUCAUCAUCAUUCAAGAAAUUUAAAGUAUUCAGUAUCACAAAGUCAAACAAAUCAGUUACCUAUGCUAAGUCUUCAAGGUUUCAACAUUCCAGAUUCACAAAUGAGAGUCAAUAGAUUUCUAGAUCCAAAACAUUACUACUGUUGUAUUACUUUCAAUAAUAAAACCCUAGUAGAUCCAUCAACAAAUAAAGUUGACUCAAGAGGUGAAACUCUUGAAAUAAAUAAACAAUAUCCAUAUAAUUAUCAACAGUAUUUACCUGAAAUAGACGACUGUGUAUUAUUUACCAAUGCGACAACACCAAGUACACAGAUAAAAAGUAAAAACAAGCAUAAUCGUACUAAUACUGACCAUUCUUAUCGAUUCCCAGUUAAUAUUAUCAUUAAUUCUAAAGGUAAUUGUUUUUCAGACAAUAGAUUAUUAUUAACCACAAAACCAAUAUUAUACGUACCGGAGGUUGAGAAAAAUACUCAUGUAAAAAAGCUUGUACCACAUCAGUCGACAAAAGCUAAACCAAUUCAUUCAGUUAUCUGUAAAAAUCAUAAAAUAUCAGUCAAAGUACAAUGCGAUGAAAAUGAUAUCAGAUUAACACUGAAAAAGCAGCUAUUAGCUGAAACACCAAAGACGCUGAAAACUACAAAUGAAGUAUUAAAACAAACACAAAAAUUACCAGCAGCUCACUUAUCACCAUCUUUAAUUUGGUGUUAUAGUAAUUGCCAACAACAUACUCAACAAACAGACCUGUCUAAUGCUGACUAUAAAGUUAUUAAUAGAAAUAUUAAACAGGUGUCACGGAAGCAACUAUUAGUUCAUGACACUUCAAACAUUAUCACUGAUACUGCCAAUUUAUCCGGUAAAAAGUUCAUUAAUAAUACAAUGUCAACCAGAAAAUUUAAAUCUAAUCAUGAAAACAAAGUUCAUAAAUAUAAACGAAAAAUUCGUCCUGGUGAAUUAACAAUCUUUGAAUUGGAAAAAUACGGACAGUGCAGUGAAGGUGUUAAUAAGAAAAAUUGCCGAAAUCUAAAAAGCAGUGAAAUGUCUGGUGAUAGAAAAGCUAGUCAUGCAAAAAGUCUACUAAACAAAGUGAAAAUGGCAGGAAUGAAUUCAAAAAUGAAAUUAGGGAACAGGAAAAGAAGUGCAAGACGAACAAACAGUAACUUGAGUAUUGUCAACUUAUUAGACGUUACAGCCAUCGAUGGAACUUGUGAUAUAGAAAAUAUGAAAGAAGAAUCAACAGAUAUCGAUCAGAAUGUUUUUAACUAUCCAGUAAAAAUGAUUCAACCUGAAACGUACUACUUAAAUAAUGGCCUUAAUACUAAUCAACAAAUGAACGCCAUCUCUGACCAGUAUCACACUACAGAAACAGCCCAGUCCUACAGUGGGGAAUUAGAAUUGGGUAUAUGGUAUCUAAAAGUAUUUAAACAUCUAAAAACGUUGAAAGCUUUUGUUUCAAUUAAUACAGGCUAUACCAUAAAUAUUCCAGAGGAAAUAUUCAGCUGCAUACUAUUUCAUUUUGAAGUGAAUGAAACAUGGAUUAGUAGCACUGUAACUCGUAGAAAUGCAUCAAUCCGAAUGAAUCAAGUGAAUAAUUUAACGAAAAGUGUAAUUACACUUCUAAAGCCAAUCAUUUAUAUCAGUCAGCAAAUCAUAUGGUUCAAUUAUGACAUGAAAAUGCAAAGUAUUAUUCAUAUGAAUAACUUUUCAUUAAUGGAUAUGACUGCUAAAGCAAAUAUUAUCAAGUGUUCACAAGACAAAUACCUGCCUGAUGCUCAUUUUAUUAUUUUAAAUGAAAUUACAUUUAGCAAAUCAAAUGUUACCAUCAUUAAAGCAACAACUUCGAAGCCAGCAACGAAAGGUCGUAGAAAGAACGGUAAUAAACUUCAAGGCGUUAAAAUACUGUUUAAAAAUAUGAUGAAUUUCAAAACAAAAACAAAACGUCAUACUAGUUAUGGGACAAAGAAUUUACAAGCUUUAUCAUUUGCUCUGAACCACUUUUAUUAUUAUGCAAUAGAAGAAGUAAAUAUCUUUGAAAUGGAUAUGAUUUGUAUUUCAGAACACUGUUCAGAAAUGCAUUGUUUUCUUUGUCAGAUGAUAAUCACUUCAAUUAAACUCAACGUGUGUAUUACCAAUCAAAAAGUACAUAAUAAGUGCAAACUAUAUCAGAAAAGUAGAGAAGUUAAAGAGGAUAUAUUGAAAAGUAACAAGAAUGCGUGCAACGACAUAGAAUACAACCAAGGAAUUGCUGUCCCUUCAUAUUUCAACAGAUGGUCUAAUUUACUUUCAGAAUUUCAUGGAAUGUAUAUCGAAAGAUAUUGUACAAAUUCUGUGUGCUAUCAUUUGUACACCAAUGAAGUGAACAGUAAUGUAACUGUGAAUAACUUGGACUGUGUUGAAGUUUUACUAGAACAAAGCUCAUCAACGACUUCUAUGUAUUUUGAUAUUGAAUCAAAUACAAUGAAACAAAAGGUCAAGACAUUCACAACAAACGGAACGUCAAUAAAAAUGUUAAAUGUAACUGAAUACCCAGUGCUGUUAAAUAAAAGUACGCAGACAAUGAGUAAAAAAAUGCAUUAUACUGUCACGAGUCGGAAUGCAUCCCCUCAUUGUUCCAUAGAUAAUUAUCGUGUAUAUAAUUUCGGAGAUAAAAACGAAUUAUCUGAUAAAACUGUUAUACUUUCAAGUGAAAGGAAAAGAUCAAGAAGUUUAAAUUCAUCUGUUGAAUUCUCAACUAGUGUAUCUCGAAGUAUAUCAACUACUGAAAUAACUAGGGAUGAAAGUGUACAAUCCGUUUGCUUUAGUCAUAGUUUCGAUAAUACCAUACAAACCACUUCUGUCCUGAUGAGUGAUACUACUAGCAAUAAAACUAACAGAAGUGACAGUUAUAAUUAUCAACAUUGUAAUGAUGACAGUUAUAGUGAUGAAAGAAAACGAUUAACAGCAUUUAGAACAUCAAAACAAAAAGACACAAAUAGAAAAGACGGAGAAGUGUCUCAAACUUCAGAUUACCAUAGUGACAUAAGAACAUAUGGAAUUGAAAAAGAAACUCCGUUCUACAAUGGAUUAAUUCAUGACAGUUCAACAGUAAUUAAUAUGAAAUCAUCUGUUACAACUAAGAAAUGUUCAAAGUCAAUGUUAGGAUACAAACAACAAAAGCCGAAAAACAGUGCGCACUUGGAUUAUAACGAAAUUUCAAAGCGGAACUAUGAACAGCCAAAACCAUUUGGUGAAGUUACAACUAAUUCACCAAAGAUAGUAUAUAUCGAUGUGGAUUCAGCUAAUUUAUGCACUGAACAAUAUGAAACAUAA
Trichobilharzia szidati is the source of this 5781-nucleotide messenger RNA. The record is from the annotation of a GenBank genome assembly. NCBI's taxonomy places the organism in Eukaryota, Metazoa, Platyhelminthes, Trematoda, Strigeidida, Schistosomatidae.